AGAGAGAGAGAGAAAGAGAGAGAGAGAGAUGUCGUCGUCUAUAGCGUUCUGCGCCAGGGAGAAGAAGCCAUGCGUGAGGUGGGUGGAGAAGUAUUUCAAGGACUGCCUGUGCAACGCCAAGGACGAGGCGUCGUUCGCGUUCGGGCUGAUGAGCCUGGUGUGUUGGGGCGUCGCCGAGGUCCCCCAGAUCAUCACCAACUUCCGCACCAAGUCCAGCCAUGGCGUCUCCCUCGCCUUCCUCCUCACUUGGGUCGCUGGGGAUGUGUUCAAUCUGGUUGGCUGUCUUCUUGAACCAGCAACGUUGCCGACUCAGUAUUACACGGCCCUGCUUUAUACCACGAGCACCGUGGUGCUGGUGCUGCAGAGCCUGUACUAUGAUCAUGUCUACAGUUGGUGGAAGAAACCCGACCCAAAGGCUGAAGAGAAGGAACCGUUGAAGCCGAAAGCAACGCAUCAAUCAGGAAUCCCCAUCCCCGGCGCCACGGCCAAAGCAACACCAGUAAAAGCGUCUCCGAGAAAAGAAUUCUACUACACCUCCGCUAGGUCUUUGGCCGGGAGCGGAACGCCGCCGUUCCGGACGUACAUCAGGGUGGCUAGGAGCGGCCCAUCCGCCAUGCAGCUCGACAGCGGCUCGUCUUCUGACGACGAGGCCGCCCCGGUCACAUCCCCGAAGUCAUUCAGCAAGCCUAUGCCAAUCCCACGAUCGGUGGGGUAUGGGACAUUUCUAGCAUCAUCCCUCACUCUACCUCUUCAGAACAAAGCUUUCACAGAAGCUCAUGUUGUUCUCACCACGAGGAAAUUGUUACGACAGGAAGGUGGAAUGGAGCACAGUGCGUUCGGACAAUGGCUUGGAUGGCUAAUGGCUGCCAUAUACAUGGGUGGCAGACUCCCUCAGAUAUGGUUAAAUAUUAAGAGAGGGAGCGUCGAGGGCUUGAAUCCUCUUAUGUUCGUCUUCGCGCUGAUUGCCAAUGUCACCUACGUGGGAAGCAUUCUAGUGAGAACAAUCGAGUGGGAAAGUAUCAAAGCUAACAUGCCGUGGCUGUUGGACGCAAUCGUUUGCGUGGCGCUCGACCUAUUCAUCAUACUGCAGUACAUAUACUACAGGUACUUCAGCAAAAGCAAGAACAGCGACGACGAAGGCCACGGAUACUACAAGGAAGCAGGCAAGGGCGCGGCAUCUUGACUGCCACAUCGCUAUGCGGCGCUCAUGCUCAUGCUCUUGCCCGUGCUCGAGGGUCCUUCAUCCAUCGCGACUCAGGGAUUCGUAGUUUUGUAUUGUUUUCUUUCGAGGAUGUACCUUGUUAUUGUUCAUAAUCUGCCGUCAUCUUUUAUCUUAUAUCACCCAGUUAUACACACUGGAGAGAAAAAUUUCGAAUAAAAAAUAAAAGUGAGAAGCCAUUUCCUUUUAUGCAAA
Molecule: messenger RNA, 1414 nt
Organism: Syzygium oleosum
Lineage: Eukaryota; Viridiplantae; Streptophyta; Magnoliopsida; Myrtales; Myrtaceae
Product: probable vacuolar amino acid transporter YPQ1
Exons: 12
Coding region: 29-1183 (384 amino acids)
Source: RefSeq, a predicted model, not a curated record